Drosophila yakuba is the source of this 3196-nucleotide messenger RNA. RefSeq lists its product as uncharacterized. The transcript is spliced from 13 exons. Gene Ontology annotation, cellular component: endoplasmic reticulum. Gene Ontology annotation, biological process: response to endoplasmic reticulum stress; positive regulation of ERAD pathway. Lineage: Eukaryota; Metazoa; Arthropoda; Insecta; Diptera; Drosophilidae. The record is from RefSeq and is a predicted model, not a curated record. Bases 149 to 3055 code for a protein of 968 amino acids.
CACCUCUGCUGCGAACAUGGUUGUUGUUGUGGUCCGCCAAUGAAUUUUUGGCCAACUCUCUGAGAUCAAGAUUGAGAAUUAUCCGUAGACAGAGAUCAGGUCGGACUGCGGAAGAGCAACGCGGAAGUAACAACCUACAACUCCAGCCAUGGCCGCUGUGCUGCCGGAAAACGCGGCCGAGAUCGCGGUGGCCAAUGCAAUCAAUAACAUCAACGGGAAUGGAAAUGGAAACGGGCGCAAUCGGGUGCUACCUGGCGGAUUAGGUGGUGGUGGUGGCCAGAACAACAUGAUGAAUAUGCGGGAUCGACUGUUUCAUGCCAUAUACUUUCGGGCGGCGGCCUCCUAUGCGGAGUUGGUUCCAAGGAAGGUGCAGUUGACCAUUGAGUUCCUGCUGCUGGCCAAGGCCUUGCUGUUCUUGUUUACGCUUAUCUACGUGCAUAACUCCUUCAUCAAGAAUCCCUGCACUUGCCUGCAGGAGGUUAAAAACUGGCCUCGCGAAGGCGUCAUCAGAGUGGAGAUCAUUCCUCACCUGGCGGAGAAGCGAGCAAUUUGGCAGGGAAUCAAGAGGGAUCAACAAAUAGUGCGCUCCCUAAAGGAUUCCUACUACUACGGCAUUGGACCGCAAACUCUGCAAAAUCACGGUACCCUUAAACGGUACGAGUCCAUUCUAAAAAAACUAGGUCUGCCCGUUAGACCAACGUUUGCUUACAGUAACGAAUCCCUGUACUACUACUUUGAUGCUAUCAACAUCUUGGACACCUACGACCAUCCAAAUGCAAUUCAGCUCAAGAACGAAGAGGAUGAUGAGGAGCAAUACAUUGUGGAGUACUCAUUGGAGUACGGCCACCUUCGCUUGUCUUCCUCCACGCGAAAGCGUUUACAUAUCCCCGUACUGACCGUCCAACUGGAUCCCGAUACGGACAAGUGUUUUGGAGACAGUUUGACGCGAUAUCUGCUCAAACGUUUGCUAGGCUAUGAUGACUUACUAAUGGCAUCCGUACGAACUAUAGCCGAGCAGGAGGAGAAUAAAGGUUACCUGCGAAAUGUUAUAACCGGAGAGCAUUAUCGCUUCGUCUCCAUGUGGUGGGCAGCUUGGAGCAGUUACCCGGCUGCCUUCUGUGUGAUGUUACUAUUCACCUUCUCAGUGUCGAUGCUGCUGCGCUACUCACACCACCAGAUCUUUGUGUUUAUAGUUGACCUGCUGCAGAUGCUGGAAUACAAUGUGUCUGCCCGGUUCCCAAUCGCACCGUUGCUCACUGUCAUACUGGCGCUCGUAGGAAUGGAAGCUAUUAUGUCGGAGUUCUUUAAUGACACCACCACGGCCUUCUACAUCAUACUGAUUGUCUGGAUCGCGGAUCAAUACGAUGCCAUCUGCUGUCACACGAGCAUCACCAAGCGUCACUGGCUCAGAUUCUUCUACCUGUACCAUUUUGCGUUCUAUGCGUAUCACUAUCGCUUCAGUGGGCAGUACAGGACGCUGGCCCUGCUCUCCUCGUACCUAUUCACACAGCACUCGAUGGUGUUCUUCUUUCACCGCUACGAGCUGCCAGCCAUCAUGGCCCAGCACCAGGUCUUCAUCAUUACUCGCAACCAGGGAGCAGCAGCAGCAGCUGCUGCAGCAGCAGCGGGAGCGGGAGCGGGCGUGGGCGGAGCUGAGCCAGCAGGAGGUGGCGUAGGAGCAGGCGCUGCCGCUGGAGGGCAGCCAGGAGCUGACGCAGCAGGUGGAGGCAUUGGUGCUGGCCAGCAGGCGUCCAUGCAACGUGCCCGUCUGAUAGUCACUCGACUCUUCAGCCAACUUGCAGCACAACGCCAGGGGCAACAGGGGCAGCAGCAGCAGCAGCAGCAAAAUCAGGACCAACCACGCCCACCAGGACCCACCGCCGCCGUGGGCGUGGCCUUGGCCAACCUGAGAAGACUGCCCGUGGUGGGCCAGUGGCUGCAGGGGCGCGAGCAAUUCGCCACCGUUCGUCGCGUCUUCCUGGGACACGGCGACAACGCAAGGCUGAUGCAGGUGCGUCUGCAGCGUAUUAACGUCGCCGACAUACCUGGCUUGCGCAACCAGGUGGCAGCGGCCAUGGCAGCAGCAGGCGCGGUCCAAAGGGGCCAAAGCGCAGCUACAGAUGAACCCGACAGCGGCGAUGUUGCAACUACAGAAGCAGCAACGGCGGCAACAGCAGCCACGGCAGCAACGCCAGCAGCGAACGAUGCAGCAGAUGUCGAAACAAAUCAGGGACGCAAGCAGCCGACAACAUCGGGCAUAAAUGAUGCAGUAGCAACGGGAGCGGAAGCAACUCAGGACGAGUCCGGCCAGGAGAAAGUGGUGGUGGUGGAGCGUCAUGGACAAGAAAAGCUACGCGAUGGAGAUGGGCAUGGGGAUGGGCAAAUAGCGGGCAUGUCCAAGACGCUGGAAAAUCUAAAUUUCGUUGCGGCGGAUAUUAUAAAUAUGUCGGAUAAAACUACUGUAGCAGCAUCGCACCCAACGGAGGGUACUCAACAGCCAGAUCAGACCCUGAUCCACACCCACGACGGUGUCCAUCAGACUCAGCCAAGAGCGAGGCAAUUAGAAAAUAAUUUGCCAGAGUUGCUGAAAGCUGAGGGGGCAUCCGCAGCAAUGGCAUCAGGUGAAAAGCAAAGCUGCCCACUACAAGCACCCAGCAUUAUGAAUGACCAGCAGCAGCAGAGGCAGGAAAACAAACCGGACGAGCCCGCGACAGCAACGGUAGCAGCAUCAACAGUUGCCACGUCAAAACAAUCCUCUGAGCCAGGAGCAGCAGCAGCAGCAACAGCAGCAGCAGCGGUAGGAGCCGAGGCAACAGGCAGGCCAAUGAUGGAUGACAGGCAAACAGUUGAUUUUAUAGAAGGCGACAGCCCAACGUCAGCAGCAAAUUGCCAACUCAAUGCUGGCGCAAACCACAAGGCACAGGAGCAGCAGCUAAUGAAAACUUCACAACAUACAUCAAACCAAGUGACAACGGCAGCAGCAGCAGGAACACCAGCAACAGCAGCAACAGGAGGAACAGCAGCAAUGGGGACAGCAGAACCAUCAGCAGAAUAAUCAAGGCAUUAGUGGCGAGCCUCCAAAAGCGUACACAACCCAAACCCAAACCCGAAUCCGAAUCCGAACUCAAACCCAAAGCAACCGAAAAUAGCUACCCACAUAACAAGAUGUUAUACAUAAAAGAGCUAGUAAAUUUUA